GCUCCGGUCCAGCAACAAUGGCGCUUGCUGCCGGUGCAAGCAAUCUCACCGCCACGAAGACCUCUGUCCACCAUAUUUCUACAAAGCUCUAUCUAAAGCCGCAAAUUGUCUACGCUGUUCACUCGGCCGAACCGGCGAAGAAAUCCAACGGAGCUUCCGUUGAGAUCAAGACUGGGUCUUCAAAUUGGACUCUCGAUGGAUGGAAAUCCAAGAAGGCGCUUCAAAUUCCUUCUUACCCUAAUCAAGAGGAGCUCGAUUCCGUUCUGAAGACCCUCGAGAGAUUCCCUCCGUUGGUGUUUGCCGGAGAGGCCAGGAAGUUGGAGGAAAGGCUUGCAAAAGCGGCUCUCGGAGAGGCGUUUUUGCUCCAGGGAGGUGACUGUGCUGAGAGUUUCAAAGAAUUCAAUGCUAAUAACAUUAGGGAUACCUUCAGGAUUCUUUUGCAGAUGGGGGUCGUCUUGACUUACGGUGCUCAAAUUCCCGUCAUCAAGGUAGGAAGGAUGGCUGGCCAAUUUGCAAAACCUAGGUCUGAUCCGUUUGAGAUCAGGGAUGGAGUAAAGCUCCCCAGUUAUCAGGGAGACAAUAUCAACAGUGACACCUUUGAUGAGAAAUCUAGAAUUCCAGAUCCCCAAAGACUGAUUAGUGCCUAUACGCAAUCAGCAGCAACUUUAAACCUUCUCAGAGCAUUUGCCACUGGUGGAUAUGCAGCAAUGCAGAGAGUGAAACAGUGGAACCUUGAUUUCACUGAACAUAGUGAGCAGGGAGACAGGUACAAGGAAACUGCUCAGAGAAUAGACGAAUCUCUGGGAUUCAUGGUUGCUUCUGGACUGACCAUGGAACAUCCUAUAAUGACCACCACUGAAUUCUGGACAUCUCAUGAAUGCCUUCAUCUUCCCUACGAGCAAGCAUUGACACGUGAGGAUUCAACAACUGGCCUCUACUAUGACUGCUCUGCUCACUUCCUUUGGGUCGGCGAGAGGACCAGGCAGUUGGAUGGGGCCCAUGUUGAAUUUCUUCGGGGUGUAUCCAAUCCUCUUGGGAUUAAGGUGAGUGACAAGAUGGAUCCAAAGGAGCUUGUGAAAAUAUGUGAAAUUCUAAACCCUCAUAACAAGGCUGGAAGGCUGACUAUAAUCACACGGAUGGGCGCAGAGCCCAUGCGAGUAAAGCUCCCCCAUCUGAUCAAAGCUGUACGUCAAGCAGGGCUUAUUGUCACGUGGGUGAGUGAUCCCAUGCAUGGAAACACUAUCAAGGCUCCGUGUGGCCUCAAGACCCGUUCAUUUGAUGCAAUCAGGGCGGAGUUGAGGGCUUUCUUUGAUGUACAUGAACAAGAAGGGAGCCACCCUGGAGGAGUUCAUUUGGAAAUGACAGGUCAGAAUGUCACAGAGUGUAUUGGAGGAUCAAGGGUAGUGACAUAUGAUGAUUUGAGCUCCCGCUACCAUACACAUUGCGAUCCCAGACUUAAUGCAUCACAAUCACUGGAGCUAGCUUUUGCAAUUUCAGAGAGGUUGAGAAAGAAGAGGAUGAGGUCUGGUCAUACUUAUGUUUAGGGGCUAAUAUGAGGUAGUUAUGCUAUUUUAGGAUUUCUCUUUAAGU
This is a messenger RNA of Telopea speciosissima, 1590 nucleotides long. Its product is annotated as phospho-2-dehydro-3-deoxyheptonate aldolase 2, chloroplastic-like. Gene Ontology annotation, molecular function: 3-deoxy-7-phosphoheptulonate synthase activity. Gene Ontology annotation, biological process: aromatic amino acid biosynthetic process. NCBI's taxonomy places the organism in Eukaryota, Viridiplantae, Streptophyta, Magnoliopsida, Proteales, Proteaceae. Bases 18 to 1544 code for a protein of 508 amino acids. The transcript has 5 exons. The record is from RefSeq and is a predicted model, not a curated record.